Rhineura floridana is the source of this 3143-nucleotide messenger RNA. It is a transcript of the gene PIP5K1B, whose product is annotated as phosphatidylinositol-4-phosphate 5-kinase type 1 beta. NCBI's taxonomy places the organism in Eukaryota, Metazoa, Chordata, Lepidosauria, Squamata, Rhineuridae. The record is from RefSeq and is a predicted model, not a curated record. Gene Ontology annotation, biological process: phosphatidylinositol metabolic process. Gene Ontology annotation, molecular function: phosphatidylinositol kinase activity. The transcript has 16 exons. Bases 782 to 2404 code for a protein of 540 amino acids.
UCUCAGGCAACACGCUGUGCUUUCACACGCCCUCCUUAGAGUGCGGGAGGGGGGCUUUAAGGGGAGGAACGACUGAAGGAGAAGGACGACGGCAGGCAGCCGGAGAGAAGGAGAGGCGGGAGGAAGGGAGGAAAGGAAGGGGAAGAGCCUUGGUGCUGCCGGGUGGCGGGAGGGGCCUCAGCCGCCAGCGCAGUUUUGGGGUUCUCUCGCUUUCCUCUCUUCACCCGCCCCCAACCUAGAGUUGGAAGGGAGCGAGAGGCCGGCAAGCUGGUUUUGCGCGGAGCUCUAGGGAGUUUGCCUGGCUGGUCUAGCCUACGAGGAAGGGACUCUCCAAGCGGUAGGGCCAGAAGAGAGAGACUUAGCCCUGAAAAGAGAAGAGGAGACGACGACCUGGCGACGAGGCUGGUCGGCUGCCUUGUUUUAAGAACCGCUGUUGUUGCCACGGCCAAACAGCACAGAGGCGCAACUGGGCAGGAGUGCGGAGGCCCCCGCGCUGAGGCGAAGAGAGCGAGGCAAUUCCCUCCUGCGCCUGCUUGCCUGGAGUUGAUUUUGGCUGGUGGAAUUGCGUCGCCUGCGGCAAGCGCGGAGUUCCUGAAGGUGGCACAGUCCUAAAACCCAACAAAGCCAACAUUUUGAAGUUACUUCCUUUAUGAAACUAUUUCACAACUAAAAGGCAUGAAGAUUAUAAAACUUAACAAGGGUAUUGGAAAAACUGACAGCAUCAAUGAAUAGGCUGACUGUUUCUCUCAACUCCAGAUUAUUUGCAACAUAGCUAAGAAAGAUGCAGUCUAUAACUGAAAAUGGAGAUCCCUCUUCCCAAAAUCAAAAUGAAGAGAAAACGUAUAAAAAGACUGCAUCCUCGGCUAUUAAAGGUGCCAUACAGCUGGGAAUAGGAUACACAGUGGGUAACCUCACAUCUAAGCCAGACAGAGAUGUACUUAUGCAAGACUUCUAUGUAGUAGAAAGUGUAUUUCUUCCCAGUGGAGGGAGCAAUCUGACCCCUGCUCAUCAUUAUCCAGACUUCAGAUUUAAGACAUAUGCUCCUUUAGCCUUCCGCUACUUCAGAGAACUUUUUGGUAUUAAACCUGGUGACUACUUGUAUUCAAUUUGCAAUGAACCUCUAAUAGAACUAUCCAAUCCUGGUGCCAGUGGAUCCUUGUUCUUUGUCACUAGUGAUGAUGAGUUCAUAAUCAAAACAGUUCAACACAAAGAAGCAGAGUUCCUUCAGAAGCUGUUGCCUGGCUACUAUAUGAAUCUCAACCAGAAUCCAAGGACACUGUUACCAAAAUUUUAUGGAUUGUAUUGUGUUCAGUCGGGAGGUAUUAAUAUCAGGAUAAUUGUGAUGAACAAUAUUCUACCUCGAGCACUGAAAAUGCAUUUCACCUAUGACUUGAAAGGCUCCACAUAUAAAAGGAGGGCAUCCAGGAAAGAGCGAGAGAAGUCUAACCCCACCUUUAAAGACUUGGAUUUUCUGCAAGAUAUGCAUGAAGGUUUAUAUUUUGACUCAGAAACUUACACUGCACUGAUGAAAACACUACAGAGGGAUUGUCGAGUACUGGAAAGCUUUAAAAUAAUGGAUUAUAGCUUACUGCUUGGAAUCCACGUACUGGACAGUGCUGCAAAAGAGAGAGAAGGUGAAACUUCUCAAAACACAUCUGAUUCAAAACGGCCAGGGGGACAGAGAGUUCUCUAUUCUACAGCUAUGGAAUCGAUACAAGGUCCAGGAAAAACUGGGGACUGUGUCAUCACGGAGAGUACCAAUACAAUGGGAGGCAUUCCAGCUAAAAGCUACAAAGGAGAAAAGCUGUUGCUGUUUAUGGGCAUUAUUGAUAUCCUACAGUCUUACAGGUUAAUAAAGAAAUUGGAGCAUUCCUGGAAAGCACUUGUUUAUGAUGGGGACACGGUUUCAGUGCACAGGCCAAGUUUUUAUGCUGACAGGUUUUUAAAGUUUAUGAGUUCCAGGGUGUUCAAAAAAAAUCAAGCUUUAAAGUCUUCUCCUUCGAAGAAACGAUGCAAUUCCAUUGCUGCUCUGAAGGCUACAUCACAGGAAUUUGUUUCCAUGGUUAGCCAAGAUUGGAAAGAUGAAAAGCAUGACUUGCUUACAGAGGGGCAGAGUUAUUGUAGCCUUGAUGAAGAAGUAUUAGCCUCCCGACAUCGACCAGAUUUAGUGCCAAGCACACCUUCUCUGUUUGAAGCAACAUCUUUAGCAACCACAAUUUCUUCAUCUUCUCUGUUUGUAGAUGACAAUUAUCAACAUGAUGGAACUAGGUUUUAUUCUAGCAGUAAAGGAUUGCCUUCAAGUUCAACAUUCACCUUAGAAGAUAGUGCUAUCUGCUUGACUUCAGAACAGAGCACAGUAGAGACAGAGAAUGAUAAUGCUUCUGUGCUGGAUGUAUACUUAUAAUAGCACAUGAAAGAAAAAAAUACGAAUUUUUAAAAUGAGUAUAUUUGAAGAAAGGCACGUUCUACACUCCACAUUUAAGAGGAAACGUUUGCUGAGCCUAGAAAACAAAAACUCAUAAGCAACAGAGCCUCUGAAAAUGUCAAAGGAUUCUUGAAGCAUAGAAAUAAUACCUUAGACUUGGCAAAUGAGAAAUGAAACAUUCCAUACUAUGAUGUGCUGUUGCCUGCUGAACUGUGAAGAACUGCAUACACUAUACUUAAGCUGCUUUCUCUACUAUUGCCAAUCAUCUUUUCAGGACUUGAAAGUGAUAUUUUCCUAUUGACUUUCACACAAUUUUUUCAUUUGCAUGUGUUCAGUGGUUUUGCACAAAUAUCUAAUCUGCUUUGCCUAUUUAAACAGUCAUCAUCACAGUGGUGAAUAUUAUGUAAAUCAAUUCUGCUUAUCCCCACUUCCCCCAGAAUUAUAAUUGCUCACCUAUUAAUUUCAUACAAGGGUUAAUGUAAUAGGUCUGCACAUACUUUAUGAGAUACUACCUUCUAUAAAUAAAUUUUCACUGUUUAUUAGUGAAAUAAAAAAAGCUAUUUAUAACAAAGCCUUAUGUUGUGUACAUAUAUUGUCUUUGAAAUAUUUGUGAUUAGAUAUAUUGCUUGUAAAGGACAAAAUUACAUAAUUUAUUUAGUAUAUUCUACUGUAAAACUAUAGUUUUAUUGACAAAAAAUAAAGUAUUUUGUUCUCAAAA